AUGGCAUCCUCAAUGCCCGGGUUGGCCUCAUAUGUUGCAGGUCCAGGCUUCCCAACCGCGGCAUUUGGAUCAUACUAUGAAGCUCCCGCACUGCCGACUCGGGAGCCCCAGCCGAUCAUUUACGAUCCAGUCUUGGAUGUUACAUUUCCUUAUGAGCUGACGAAUCCAGACAACAUCCCUAAAAGCUCGGACGAAGUGCCUUUUCCGUUGCCGCAGGAAAAAUUGGAAGCUCGUGAACAGCAAUUGCUGGUUGACGGAGUCAUCGCGAACGUCGCGGGCAUUAUUAAUUCUCGAGAGAUUGGGUCACCCUGCUUGAAAUGCAAAAGAGCACUGAUCGUAGCAAAGCCGGCCGCUCAGUAUGCUCCACUUCUCGUACCCGAUGCUCUGAUCAAUAUCUGCAAAGCCUUUGGCUAUCAAUCCGAGACUGCCUGUGAAGAUAAUUUCUCGCCGCAGGCCUUUGGUGCAAUCUGGACACAGGUGCUAGCUUACGCAAAUGUCGAUGGUCUCGAUGGGCAAUACAUCUGCCAUUAUCUCAGCAGCGACUUCUGUGAGCAACCAGAGACUCAGCCCCUGGAUGUGUCCAGUCUGUUUCCCAAGCCAAAGCCAGCGAACGCUCAAGUUCCGAAGGCCAGUGGAGAGCGUGUCAAAGUGCUGCAUAUGUCUGACUUUCAUCUCGAUGCGCGAUAUGCUGUCAGUGCGGAAGCCAAUUGCACGAGUGGGCUGUGCUGUCGUGCAGACAACCAUCAUGGAGACCACGAGAACUAUGCUUCCUUUCCGGCUUCGGCGUACGGGGCCUUCAAAUGUGACACUCCCUAUGAUUUGGCCCUGGCUGCUCUUCAGGCUGUGGGGCCAUUGACCGGCACUGGUCAAGGUGACGAGGAAGAGUCCUUGGCGUGGACGCUUUAUACCGGCGAUUUGAUCUCACAUGACCCGAAGUCUCAAAUGUCGCGCGAGUACGUCGAGUACACCGAGACAAGUAUCUUCCACAUGUUCAAGACGUAUCUGUCCGGACCUGUCUUUGCGGCUCUAGGUAAUCAUGACUCCAGUCCGGAGAACAUCGAUGCUCCGCAUAGUCUUCCUGGACGUUUGGGCCAACAGUCGUCGUGGAAUUACCAGCAUCUAGCCGGUCUGUGGCAACACGAGGGCUGGAUCAGUAAUAAGACGGCUGAAGAAGCGCGAACGCAUUACGGGGGAUAUUCGAUCAAGACCCAUUUUGGACUACGUGUCAUCUCUUUUAAUACAGACUUUUGGUAUCGGUCCAAUCUACUAAAUAUGAUCAAUACCACCAACCCGGAUAACUCUGGCAUAUUCUCCUGGGUGAUCGAGGAGCUUCAGGCAGCCGAGGACGUCGCGGAGCGAGUGUGGCUCGUAGGCCAUGUCCCUAGUGGCUGGGAUGGAUCCAAUCCAAUUCCAGACCCCACGAACCUCUUUUACCAGAUCGUAGACCGUUACUCUCCGCAUGUCAUUGCCAACAUUUUCUUCGGUCACAAUCAUGAGGACCAAUUCAUGGUCUACUAUGCCAAUAACGGCACUGUUCGAAACGAGUCCACCGCUCUUGCCACGGGCUGGAUCGGUCCAAGCGUUACACCGUUGACCAACUUGAAUAGUGGCUUUCGAUUGUACGAGGUUGACACUGGAGAUUUUAAUGUUUACGAGGCAUAUACCUUCUACAGCAAUGUCUCAGACUACUCGGCUCUGCGUGGGACUGGUCCCACCUAUCGCUUUGAAUACUCGACCCGCGAUACAUAUGGACCUGCUGCCGCUUGGAAGCCGGAUGCUCCUCUCAACGCUACCUUCUGGCACCGGGUGACCGAGGCCAUGGAGAAGGAGAUCAGUCUUGUCACACUUCAGAAUCAACUGCAAGGUCGUCUCAGUGUCGAAAGUCCUACCUGCGACUCUGCGGCUUGCCAGCAGGCGAAGGUGUGCUAUAUGCGAAGUGGAAGUGUUGCGCUGGGGCGUCAGUGUCCACAGGGGUGA
Molecule: messenger RNA, 1977 nt
Organism: Penicillium diatomitis
Lineage: Eukaryota; Fungi; Ascomycota; Eurotiomycetes; Eurotiales; Aspergillaceae
Product: PPN1 endopolyphosphatase family protein
Exons: 3
Coding region: 1-1977 (658 amino acids)
Molecular function (GO): hydrolase activity
Source: RefSeq, a predicted model, not a curated record